UCUGUCCAUUGAGAAUUAAAAAAAAAUAAAAAUAAAAAAAUAAAAACCCAGGUGAAGGCUGAAGCAGAUAAAAUCGCAUUUUUGCUUUGCCCGCCCAAACGCGUCCUCAAGCCCCAAAUUCAAAUUUGAGUUUUUGGUGAUCUACUCCGCAUAGAUAUUACAUUCAAAGUCUAGACAACGUUUGGCAAUUCUCUUUAAUAAAGUUUAAACCCCCUCUUCUAUUUAUUAAAUCCAUCGAAACCCGAUUUAUUCGAUCCGAAAAUGGCCAACUACGAUUCCUCCACUCCUCCUCUUCCUGCCCUUGCUCCUAAGAGGGAGAAUAUUACUCCGAUUGGUUCGAAGAUCGCGGAAUUAAAUGAAUCAAGAACAGAGCUUCUCAGUAGAAUUCAAGGCUUAAAACUGGAUUUGCAAAAUUGGAGAUCAAAGUUAGACACCCAAGUAAAAAUAUAUCGUGAGGAGUUGUCAGAACUGAAGAAAUCAUUGAAUGUUGAGGUGGAGCAACUUCGAUCAGAAUUUCAAGAGCUUAGGAAUACACUCCAGCAGCAACAAGAAGACGUUACUACUAGCCUGAAGAAUUUGGGGCUUCAGGAUAGCCCAGGAAAUGCUGAAGAGGUCCAAGAUCCCAAGGUUGAAGAAAAAGAUGAGGAAAUACAUGCUUCAACUGAGGAGGAUAUUGGUUGUCUUCCAGACUCUCUCUCUAUGAAGAAUUAUAUUUUAAAAUUCCCAUCAAGAUUUUGGUUUUUGAGUAUCCUGGGCAAUGUGGUGUAUGACUGAUGUUGAGUAGGUAAUAUAGGGACGACUCAGAGUUUCAUCCUGAUAUGCUACUACCCUCCUGAGGCUCUAUUGCAGAUGCGUGCUCUUGGUAAAUGAGAAAAUCAUGGAGGGUAUUCUAUUGGGUGCUGAGUGAUCACUUUUGACUGCCUCACAUCUGAAAUUGCUAGACUGCCACUUGAUUAAUUGAUUUGGCCCUUGGAUUAAUAUCUAAGUAGAGACGAUCAUCCUUGCGUCAUUAAGGAGGUCCAUUAUUAGAUUAUCUGUGAUUAGCCUCUUAAAAUGGGCUUUGUGUGCAAUUGAAUUGUAUUUUGUUAUUUGUAAUUGGCACUGCUUCGCUCUGUGUUGUUAGAUUUAUUUAUUUUUAAUUAACUGAA
Messenger RNA from Hevea brasiliensis (rubber tree), 1148 nucleotides. RefSeq lists its product as uncharacterized. The record is from RefSeq and is a predicted model, not a curated record. Bases 262 to 774 code for a protein of 170 amino acids. The transcript has 8 exons. Lineage: Eukaryota; Viridiplantae; Streptophyta; Magnoliopsida; Malpighiales; Euphorbiaceae.